AUGGAGCUCUCGAAGCAGGCGCGGGCGCAGCCGCCGCCGGCGGCGGUGCCGGGCAGCGGGGCGGCGUCGCGAUCGUUGCCCUCAGCGGCCCCCCAUUCCCCGCAGCCCGCGAGCCACGGCAUGAUUGGGCCUGGCUACUGGGGGCCGAAGGCGCCAACCAGCUCGUACCUGAUCGUGCCCAUGGGUGGGCAGCCAGCGCAGGUUGGUGCGUCCAGUCCCAACGCGCCGAACCUUCCUGGGGCGAGGCCCGUGACUGUGAGUAGGGUGUCCUUGAGGCCGCCGCAGCAUGUGCUGAGUGUCUACCCAGCUUCGCCCGGAAUUCUUCCACCACAGCCAUCACCAUCUGCUGUGGGAAAGAAGACGGCUUUAUCGCCGAAGGUUCAGAUGCCGAAGCCUGUGCCAUCGCAGGUAUCUGCCAGUAGCAAGCGUUCUGUGCAGAAGGAACCUAUACUGAUGGCAUAUCCAGAGUUGUCUGAGACCGUGAGAUCAAAGUUCAGGGAGACUCUAGCUGCUGCCUUGUGCGUGGAUUCUGAUCAGCAGAGUCUGCAGAAAUCCGCUUCAAAUAUUUCGCCUAUUGGAUCUUCUGGUGAGCACAAACAUGAAGAGGAUGGUACAUUGCAAAGACCAAAUACAUGCAUAUCCCACGGUGAAAGUAAAGCUCAUUUGGAAAAUGAUGGAUUGGGUGAGAGCACUGUUGUUUCAGAUGUUUUGCAAGGCCAUGGGCCCUUCUCUGCUGCUGGCAUUGUUGUUGGAGCUUCUGAAUCCUUUUCGCAGCUUAAUUCAAAGAGAGCCACAACUUCUGAUAGUGAUGCUGGCGUGACUGUAUCUCUCAAUGAGCCUGAGUUUAAAAGAACAAAGACUUCAGAUGGGGCAACAGGGGAAGAGAAGGAUAUAAUUCAAAAGGGGCAAUCUUUAGCACUUGGAAUCGAAGAGGAGCUGUUCAAACUGUUUGGGGGAGUCAAUAAGAAAUAUAAAGAGAAAGGUAGAUCGCUCUUGUUUAAUUUGAAAGAUAAAAGUAAUCCUGUGCUGAGGGAAUGGGUCUUAUCCGGAGAGAUCACACCCAAAUAUCUAUGUUCAAUGACUACAGAUGAACUCACUUCGAAGGAGCUUUCAGCUUGGCGGCUGGCUAAAGCUGAAGAGCUUGCAAAGAUGGUUGUUCUUCCUAAUAGAGAAGUGAAUGUUAGACGAUUGAUCAGGAAAACACAUAAAGGUGAAUUUCAUGUUGAAGUGGAAGAGACUGAUAGCAUUUCAGUUGGGCUUGAGCUCGGGAGUGAUGUGCUUUCUCAUGUCCCAUCAAAAUCUAAUGAAGGUCAAAUUAAAUCUGACGAUAGUGUAAGUGUACACAGGGGAGACACUGAAUCAGACAACGCUGUGCAAGAUGGAUUUUCUGGGAUUUGCAACAGUAAUCUCUUGAGUAAUUUAGAGUGUCUAGCAAAUGGGAAGACUGAUGUCAUUCAGGAAAGAGUGGUGCAUGAUUUGAAGUAUACAGAAAAUCUUCCAGAAAUUAUGUCGUGGGGCGAGUUCGUGGAUGCCCCUGAUUCUGAUAUACCUUUGGAAUGCAACUCCACUGAAACUGCACAAGUUGAUCCUAGUUUUACUGACAAAGCUUACCUUAUGUUAAAGCCUGAGAAAAGUCUUAUAGGGGAGGAUAAUGCUGAUCCAUCAGUGCUUGAAUUCACAUGUGACGCACCAUCACAAGAAGAUAAUUGUCAGGCCACUAUAAAGUCAACCGAAAAUGGAUCAAUUCAUGACUUGAGUCCAGCUAAACAACCUAAUGUCUGUUUGUUAAUCAAAUCUUCCCCUGAAAAGAUGGAUGCUGAAAAACUAGAUACUGGUAGUGCCUCAAUUCCUGGAUCUACUGUGCAGUUAAACGCAAUUUCUGACGCCACAUUGACAAAUGACAGUUUAUGGGAGGGAACAAUUCAGUUAACUUUAUCUUCACUUAUAAAAGUUGCUGCUAUCUUCAAAAGUGGUGAAAAGCCAUCAACAAAUGGGUGGCGCCGCUUUGUUGAGAUCAAGGGAAGAGUGAGGCUUCCUGAUUUUCAAGACUUUCUUGAACAGCUGCCUAAAUCCAGGAGCCGUACUAUAACGGUAACUGAGUUGCGUUGGAAGGAGGUUUGUCUUGAGAGUGGCAGGAAGCAAUUCUUGCAGGUCCCGCUCCCCAAUUAUUAUCAUCUGUUACCACUUUAUACGGGUUUAGUUUAACACUAUUACAGAACUCCUGAAUUGCUAAGAAUAUCUUCUUCUCCUG
Molecule: messenger RNA, 2251 nt
Organism: Setaria italica (foxtail millet)
Lineage: Eukaryota; Viridiplantae; Streptophyta; Magnoliopsida; Poales; Poaceae
Product: death-inducer obliterator 1
Exons: 3
Coding region: 1-2205 (734 amino acids)
Biological process (GO): DNA-templated transcription
Cellular component (GO): nucleus
Source: RefSeq, a predicted model, not a curated record